GCCAGCCACGCACAAGAUGGCGCCGUGGGUGCGGCGCAUCUUCCUGUACCUGAUGCCGCGGCUUCUGCUGAUGCGGCGGCCGCUGUACGGCCCGCGCCGCCAGAGCUUCGACCCCAAGACGCACCUGCACGACCACGUGUGCACGGCCGGCGCCGAGUACAUGUCCGGCGACACGUUCCGGGACCCGUACGCCGACGACUCCACGCCAUCGGCCUUCAAGAUCAACGGCGGCUGCGGUGCCCAAAGCUCAGAUAUAUUCGGCUGCAGCAGCGAGGAACCACAGUACUCUCCGGAGGUACAGCGCGCGCUGGAGGGUGUACAGUUCAUAGCCCGGCACAUUAAGGAGGAAGACAAAACCAACGAGAUCAUCCAGGACUGGAAGUACGUGGCGAUGGUGCUGGACCGGCUCUUCCUGUGGCUGUUCACGUUGGCCUGCGUGCUCGGCGCGGUGGCCAUCAUCUUUCAGGCGCCGUCACUGUACGACACGCGCGAGUCGAUCGACACCCAGUUCUCCAACAUCAAGGUGCCGACGAGUGACCCCAGAUACCGGGGCUGAACGCCGGCGCCAGCGGCGCUGCGCCAUCUAGCCCGGCAUCGGUCGCCCUCACCGGCACCUCCCCCAGUCGCCGGCUUCACUGUGCUUCGUUUCCGGCCGGCGAGUAUUCUCGACGCGUCGGCCGCGCAAACGUGCAAGCGAACUCUACCACGUCAAGUGUGGCGUUGAACUGUAUGAGUGGGCUUCGUGUGACGGGCUGUUCUCAGUUCCACCCAAUGUCUGCUGAUCAGUGUUAACUGUUGUGUAUUUGGGCAGGCAUGGGCAGGACGUUGGCUUUAGACAAUACAUCAGGCUCAGACUGUGUACUCAACGCUAGAUGGGACAAUAAUCUUAAAAGGAAUGUUCCACAGUGAAGAAAUUGAGGCAAGCGUCAGAUAUGAUGGAAAAUUUUAAUUAUAGCUAUUGGUAUGCUUUCAUGGUUCAAAAACUUCCCUAAAUAGCAAAAUUUCAAAGGCGAAUUGCAAAAAUGUUCCGCAUUACGUCGUCACUUGAUGACGUCACGGAAGUGUUCUGUGACGUCAGCAAUGCCUGACGGCGUCUGAAAGCCAAACUUAAAGAACACCUCGAAACGCACGCAGGCUGACGCCAGCCAGCCAUUCGUGUGGUGGCUACUCGAGGAAUGCACGGCAGCAUGAAUAAUACGAUCACAUAACAAUGCUUUUGACAACAAUGGCGCCCAUGGAUCGAUGCCUGCAUCAUGACGCUUGUGCGAGCUGUCAAAUUUGAACGUCUCGAUUGAAUAUUUGCUCAAUAUAUACUCAUAGUAACACUAUUUUAUUAAAGUCGUUGAAUAGUUUCCAAGCAUGCAUUCGGACACUCCGUUUAAGUACAUUCGGACUGAUUCGCGAGUCACCGGUGGUUAUUUGUUAUGUGCUUUGGAUGUCUCUGGAAAGAUUCCACCGAUGUUUGUUGUAAGCAAAUUAAAAACCAGUAGACGUUUUUACGCUGCUCAUAAAAUACAUCUGAAGACGGAAACGUGCAAUGCAUAAUCAUUCUUCUUGCCGUACAAAAUAUGCCUUUGUGCAACUUUCAUAUUAGCCGUUUUCACGAUGGGUUAAUGCACCGAAAAGUUUUUAAAAAAGGUUUGAAAUGUUUCUAUAAAGUUUUAGUACAUAAUAAACAUUCUGACAAGGAAAAUCAUGCUUACAUGCAAUUCCAUUAAUAUGAAACAGGUAAACUUCAUGUACAAAAUGAAAACAAACUUGCUACAUUAAGGGAGAGCAUUUAUAGAUAUUUCUUCAGCUCAUGCCUUUAGUUCAUCCAAAUUCUAGGAAAAUACUUUGCUUGGCAAUCAGCGAUGUGCGUCGGUCGAGGGCGAUGGAUGCCGGCUUCCCAUUAUUGUUUACACCGGUGUUGUUUGGAACAAGAUGGGCUUUGAUUAUCACUUCAUUCAAGGAUCAUUCAUCUUGGAUCAUGUUAAGAAAUGUAAGCCCCGUAAGCUCUGUAAAUACCGUAAGUAAGCUCUGUAAGUAACGCAUACCUAUAAGCAUGGCCGAUAGGAUAUAGGAGUCUUUUAUGUUGCGUCCGCGUCAGAGAUGCCAUGAAACGUUUUUAUAAGGUUUGAAAAGCUUCGGUAAGAAAAAACUGAGAUCACACCUGUCCAUA
Pollicipes pollicipes is the source of this 2161-nucleotide messenger RNA. RefSeq names its product acetylcholine receptor subunit beta-like 2. The record is from RefSeq and is a predicted model, not a curated record. The coding region runs from base 17 to 556 and encodes 179 amino acids. Gene Ontology annotation, biological process: monoatomic ion transport. Gene Ontology annotation, cellular component: membrane. Lineage: Eukaryota; Metazoa; Arthropoda; Thecostraca; Pollicipedomorpha; Pollicipedidae. The transcript has 4 exons.